CGUGAUAUUCUGGUCUGACACUGAAGUCUCACUGUCAUUUGCAUAAAAAAAUCAAGUAGACAGCGUUCGCGAUAUUCUAUUAAUACAUGAAACUGUCAGUGUUUAGAAGAUCAAAUUCUAGCGAUUCUCUCCUAAACACAGAUAAGUGAGACCAAAGAGAAACAGGAUGGAGUUUUUAAGACCACUGCAGCAAGAAGAUGCAAGAAUGUUGUUAAAAGAUCUUCUCUUUGCACUUCUUGUAUUAAUCCUUUUACUCUUUCUCGUCAAAUGGCUAAUCUUUAAUGCCUCAGUGAGGAAGAAAAAUUUGCCACCUUCACCAGCAAGACUCCCUGUACUAGGGAACUUCCAUCAACUAGGACUACUUCCACACCAGAGUCUCCGAGCUAUGGCACAGAAGCAUGGCCCCGUCAUGCUUGUUCACUUUGGUAGUGUGCCUACUAUUGUGCUCUCCUCUGCUGAUGCAGCCCGUGAAGUUAUGAAAAUUCAGGACAUUGCCUUCUGUGACAGGCCUGAAUCGAGUAUUGGCAGACGAUUGCUCUAUGACAUGAAGGAUAUAUCUGUGGCGCCUUAUGGAGAGUACUGGAGGCAGCUGAAAAGCAUCUUUGUUCUCCAGAUAGCAAGCAACAAAAGGGUGCAGUCAUUUCGUAACUUAAGAGAGGAAGAAACAGGCCUUAUGAUGAGCAAGAUUAAAGACAUGUCUUCUUCGUCGUUACCUGUGGAUCUGAGUGAGUUGUUUUUGACACUGACCAAUGACGUAUCCUGUAGGUCUGCAUUCGGAAGGAAGUACAGCGAAGAGGGGAACGGAAGGGAAUUCAAAAGAUUAUUGAGGGAGUUUCUGGAGUUACUAGGUGCUCUUAGUUUCAGGGAUUUUAUCCCCUGGCUUGGAUGGGUUGAUAGAAUUAGUGGCUUGGAUGCUAGACUGGACAGAGUUUUUAGGCGACUUGAUGACUUUCUUCAGGACGUCGUUCAAGAACACAUAAGUGAUCAAGAAAUACAACUUGGUGAAAGCAACCUUCAUGUUGAACAUAAAGAAGACUUUGUUGAUAUUUUGCUCAGGAUUCAGAAGGAAACCACUCAUGGAAUAUCAAUCGACGAUGAUAGUGUCAAGGCUGUCCUCUUGGAUAUAUAUUCUGCUGGAACUGAUACCACAGCUACAGCCCUGGAAUGGGCAAUGACAGAACUAUUGAGGCACCCGGUUGUCAUGAAUAAUGUGCAAAAGGAGGUCCGGGAAAUUCUUGGCUCCAAACCUGAUAUAAAGGAUGAUGAUCUGGAGAAAAUGAAGUAUCUGAAAGCAGUGAUCAAAGAAACUCUUCGUCUGCAUCCACCGGUACCCUUGUUGGUUCCCAGAGCAGCGCGCGAAGAUGUGAAAGUAAACGGCUAUGACAUUGCUGCUGGAACAAUGGUUAUAACUAAUGCCUGGGCUAUAGGAAGAGACCCCGAGACAUGGGACGAGCCUGAGGAGUUUCUGCCAGAGAGAUUCCUAAAUUCAUCGAUUGAUUUCAAAGGACAUGACUUCCAACUGAUUCCAUUUGGAGCUGGCAGACGAGGCUGCCCUGGAAUUGCUUUUGCUAUGGCCACCAAUGAAUUUGUGUUGGCAAAUCUUCUGCAUAAAUUUGACUGGAAGCUUCCAAAUGGAACAACUGAGGAGAAUUUGGACAUGUGUGAAAGCACUGGUGUCACAAUUCACAGAAAAGUUCCUCUUCUUGCUGUUGCAGACCCGCGGAUCGUGUGAAAUUAGUAUCAAUGGUCCCUUUAUGUUGUUUUAUCUUUGUAUUAACAAGUCAAAUUUACCAUUCAAAUCUGUAACACCAUCAAAUCACUGCAGCGUUCGAAGUUACUGAGCUUAUACAAUGUGAUUGCUGCUAAUAGAAUUGCAUAUCUUUUACCAACUCUGUAGAUUUCUUAAAUUUUUUAAGCUGUCAUCACAAGUUUUUAAACA
Molecule: messenger RNA, 1939 nt
Organism: Daucus carota subsp. sativus
Lineage: Eukaryota; Viridiplantae; Streptophyta; Magnoliopsida; Apiales; Apiaceae
Product: cytochrome P450 736A117
Exons: 2
Coding region: 167-1732 (521 amino acids)
Molecular function (GO): oxidoreductase activity, acting on paired donors, with incorporation or reduction of molecular oxygen; iron ion binding; heme binding
Source: RefSeq, a predicted model, not a curated record